This is a messenger RNA of Volvox carteri f. nagariensis, 1016 nucleotides long. RefSeq lists its product as uncharacterized. Gene Ontology annotation, biological process: protein K63-linked ubiquitination; DNA damage tolerance. The transcript has 6 exons. The record is from RefSeq and is a predicted model, not a curated record. Gene Ontology annotation, cellular component: nucleus. Lineage: Eukaryota; Viridiplantae; Chlorophyta; Chlorophyceae; Chlamydomonadales; Volvocaceae. Gene Ontology annotation, molecular function: ubiquitin conjugating enzyme activity. Bases 106 to 582 code for a protein of 158 amino acids.
CGAUAUUGAUGUUCUAUGGGGAAGUAGUAUAGAUAUCCGAACGGAAACAGUGCCCUUCCCGCUCGCUGUACCUAGACAGGGUCUUCACAGCUUAGCGUCUUUAGCAUGAACGCCGAUCAGGCAGCACAGGCAGCACAGCUGCCGCGUCGAAUUAUCAAGGAGACUCAAAAACUACUUAGCGAGCCAGCACCGGGCAUCAGCGCCUCGCCGUCAGAGGAAAACCUUCGCUACUUCAAUGUGAUGAUACUAGGCCCUCAGCAGUCUCCCUACGAGGGCGGUGUCUUUAAGCUGGAGCUUUUCCUUCCCGAGGACUAUCCCAUGGCGCCCCCGAAAGUGCGCUUCCUGACCAAGAUUUACCAUCCCAACAUUGACAAGCUUGGCCGCAUUUGUCUGGACAUUUUGAAAGACAAGUGGUCCCCGGCACUCCAGAUUCGCACCGUGUUGCUCAGCAUUCAAGCUUUGUUGUCGGCACCGAACCCUGAUGACCCGCUGGCUGACAACGUUGCAAAGCAUUGGAAGGAGAACGAGAAGGAGGCCAUUGCAACAGCUCGCCAAUGGACUUCGAUGUACGCCCAGGGCUAAGGGCGUGAACGUAAACAGGGGCAGGCGGCAGGUGGCCCUUAGGAGGCAGACUGAGAGUGGGUUGAUGAACCUUAAAUGUUAGGCUUUGAUGGGGAUCCUGGUGGUGCUGCCGUCUGGUGCGGUUCCGUGGUUUGCCACCCGGAGCAUUUUUUGGCAUCUACGUUCUCUUGGGUAUCCAUUGUAGCGUUUUAGGGAGGUGAACUUGGUUUGCUUCUUGUGAGUCCUUAAAACUCACGAAUUUAGGACGUUUAGUGGUGCCGGGGCAAUGCAGGAUGUGGCGUACAUAGGAUAGAGACUGGACGUGCGGCAAAAGCACCAUGUUUACGGUGUGACAUGGAAUUAUUGUUAUGUUACGAAACUGAGACAGUUGGCUGCCGCUUGGAAGCGCGGCCCUACAGCGGCUGGACGCAACCGUGUAACAAGGGUACGGGAUG